Xenopus laevis (African clawed frog) is the source of this 2768-nucleotide messenger RNA. RefSeq names its product kelch like family member 18 L homeolog (gene klhl18.L). Lineage: Eukaryota; Metazoa; Chordata; Amphibia; Anura; Pipidae. The transcript is spliced from 10 exons. The record is from RefSeq and is a predicted model, not a curated record. Bases 584 to 2320 code for a protein of 578 amino acids.
UAUAGCUCCGCCCACGUGUGCAUUCAGAGGCCUUCUCUCAUUGGACACGGCUCAGCUGCAGAAAGAAAACAGCGCGGCGGCAUCAAAGAACCACAGAGGCGUCCCGAAGGGGAGGGGCAGCAGCAGUUUUACAAGUUGACCAAAGUUAUUAUAAUGAAAACGAUUUUAAGAUAUUGGUAAAAGGUAAAUGCCUCCCAAUGGGGCAGUGGUGGUCCGGCAGCAGGGUCCGGGACUCACCUGCUCCUCUAGUCAGCGCAGCUGUGUCAACUCUCCUGUCUCCAUAGCAACUGUUCCGGAACCGGAAGUACCGCUGUCACUGGGUCGGCUUCCGUGGUUUUUGCGACUCCCGUCCUCUCUCAUUGUCCGGUGCUCUCCGAGCCUCCUCCGGGAGCCGCUCACCAGCCACAUGCGAUCAGUUCCCAUAACCGACUCGCCACAGCCUCCUUUUCCCUAGAAGCUACUGGAGAACCUGCGGAAGUACGUCACGGAUUGGGGCGUGCCUACGGUGAGCGCUCGGGGUCAGAGGGUUGUGUGUGAGUCUGGAGCUGCUCCUGUGUAUAAAGCAGCCGUGCCCGGACGGAAGAUGGUGGACGAAUUGGAGGAGCUGGAAGACCUGGUUCAUGUGACGGUCGGGGACCUUCCCAGCCGGGGUUACGGGGUGAUGGAGGAGAUUCGGCGGCAGGGAAAGCUGUGUGAUGUCACACUCAGGGUGGGGGAACAUAAAUUCAGUGCCCAUCGGAUUGUGCUGGCAGCUUCCAUCCCGUAUUUCCAUGCCAUGUUCACCAACGACAUGAUGGAGUGCAAGCAGGACGAGAUAGUCAUGCAGGGAAUGGACCCAAGUGCCCUGGAAGCUCUGAUUAACUUUGCCUAUAACGGGCACCUUGCCAUUGAUCAGCAGAACGUUCAGUCCUUACUGAUGGGCGCCAGCUUCCUGCAGCUUCAGAACAUCAAGGACUCCUGCUGCUCCUUCCUAAAGGAGAGACUGCACCCAAAGAACUGCUUAGGGGUCCGGCAGUUUGCAGAGACCAUGAUGUGUGCGGUGCUGUAUGAUUCUUCCAAUCGCUUCAUCCACGAGCACUUUGUGGAGGUCUCCAUGUCUGAAGAGUUCCUGGCGUUGGCCUUUGAGGAGGUGCUGGAGUUGGUCGCUAGGGAUGAGCUGAAUGUGAAGGCCGAGGAGCAGGUGUUUGAGGCAGCUCUGGCCUGGGUGCGGUAUGACCGGGAGAACAGAGAAGUUUUUGUUCCUGAGCUUCUGUCCAAAAUCCGCCUGCCCCUCUGCCGACCGCAGUUCCUCACGGACAGAGUUCAGCAAGAUGACUUGGUUCGCUGCUAUCAUAAGUGCAGGGAUCUAGUGGAUGAAGCAAAGGAUUAUCACCUGAUGCCAGAGCGACGGCCCCACCUCCUUGCUUUUAAAACCCGCCCUCGCUGCUGCACCUCUAUUGCAGGGCUGAUCUAUGCAGUGGGGGGGCUGAAUUCAGCAGCAAAUUUUUACGCAGGCGACUCCUUGAACGUGGUGGAAGUCUUUGACCCGAUUGCCAACCGCUGGGAGAAGUGUCAGCCAAUGACGACUGCCCGGAGCCGCGUGGGUGUGGCUGUUGUGAAUGGACUUCUGUACGCUAUUGGUGGAUACGACGGCCAGUCAAGGUUGAGCACUGUGGAGGUUUAUAACCCGGAGACUGACACUUGGACCAAAGUUGGAAGCAUGAACAGCAAGAGAAGCGCUAUGGGCAGUGUGGUGUUGGAUGGUCAGAUUUACGUGUGCGGAGGAUAUGACGGCAACUGCUCUCUGAACUCCGUGGAGGCGUAUUCACCCGAAACAAACAAAUGGACGGUAGUGACGCCAAUGAGCUCCAAUCGCAGUGCAGCUGGUGUGACGGUAUUUGAAGGUCGAAUAUACGUUUCUGGGGGGCACGAUGGGCUGCAGAUCUUUAAUACGGUGGAAUAUUACAACCAUCACACGGGGACGUGGCACCCAGUAUCGAGCAUGUUGAACAAGCGCUGUCGUCAUGGUGCCGCCUCAUUGGGCAGUAAAAUGUAUAUCUGUGGUGGGUACGAGGGCUCGGCGUUCCUCAGCGUGGCAGAAGUGUACAACUCCAUGGCGGAUCAGUGGUACCUCAUCACUAACAUGAGCACCCGGAGGAGCCGCGUUUCACUCGUAGCCAACUGUGGGCGUCUCUAUGCCGUGGGAGGCUACGACGGCCAGUCCAACUUGAACUCAGUAGAAAUGUAUGACCCGGAGACCAACCGCUGGACUUUCAUGGCCCCCAUGGUGUGUCACGAAGGAGGUGUGGGGGUGGGCUGUAUACCGCUGCUCCCCAUAUAGCAGCAGGGGGGCUCCCAAGGACGCCAGCAGUCUGAGUGUGAGGGGAUAGAGCCUCUCCGUUUUAUAAAUGUGAAAAACCAACAAUAUAAGGUACAUCUUCAGGUGCUCAAGUCUCUGCUACUUCCCCUUUAAUAACACCCCCCCCCAGACAAUCUGCCCUGCCCCCGGGGUAAGAAUGUAUUUAUUGUUAGGGAACGAUCAGAACCAAUAGAAUUCCACACACCCAGGGGGCACGUGAUUCAUUGUGCCGACACAAAGCUCUUGGCAACCAACAAACAAGAAUGGCUAAUGAACCAAAAUGUCUGUCCCUGGCACAGGUUGGCGUAGAGCUGACAAUUCACUUCCAUCGCUUUCAUCUUCUCCCUCCUGAUGUCGGCCAAGUGCCAUAGAAAUGUUGGAAGUCAAAUUCGGGACCAUUGACCAUUAAACACUGAUUAUUUGCUCCGUC